Molecule: messenger RNA, 927 nt
Organism: Orycteropus afer afer
Lineage: Eukaryota; Metazoa; Chordata; Mammalia; Tubulidentata; Orycteropodidae
Product: olfactory receptor 4B1-like
Biological process (GO): G protein-coupled receptor signaling pathway
Cellular component (GO): membrane
Molecular function (GO): G protein-coupled receptor activity; olfactory receptor activity
Source: RefSeq, a predicted model, not a curated record
AUGGCCAGUAUAAACAAUGUGACUGAGUUAGUUAUCACCGGCCUUUUCCAGGAUCCAGAGGUGCAGAGGGUGUGCUUUGUGGUGUUUCUUCCAGUGUACCUGACGACGGUGAUGGGCAAUGGCCUCAUCAUGUUCACGGUCAGAGUCAGCAAGAGUCUGCAUUCCCCCAUGUAUUUCUUCCUUAGUUACCUGUCCCUGGUGGAGAUCAGUUACUCCUCUACUAUUGUCCCUAAGUUCAUCACAGACUUACUCACCAAGAUUAAAACCAUCUCCCUGGAGGGCUGUUUGGUUCAGAUAUUCUUCUUCCACUUCUUUGGGGUCACUGAGAUCUUCUUGCUUGUGGUGAUGGCUUAUGACCGCUAUGUGGCCAUCUGCAAGCCUCUUCAUUAUAUGAACAUUAUGAACCAUCAGCUGUGCCAUGUACUAGUGGCUGGUUCUUGGCUAGGGGGCUUUUUACACUCCAUAAUUCAGAUUCUCAUCACCAUUCAGUUGCCCUUCUGUGGCCCCAAUGUAAUUGAGUACUACUUCUGUGACCUUCAGCCAUUAUUCAAGCUUGCCUGCACUGACACCUUUGUGGAGGGGGUCACUGUGUUGGUCAACAGUGGCUUAAUUGCCUUGUGCUCCUUCCUUAUCUUGAUGUCCUCCUAUAUCGUCAUCUUGGUCCACCUGAGGAACCAUUCUGCAGAGGGGAGGCGCAAAGCUCUCUCCACCUGUGCCUCCCACAUCACGGUGGUCGUCUUGUUCUUUGGACCUGGCAUCUUCCUCUAUAUGAGACCCUCUUCCACCUUCACUGUGGAUAAACUGGUGGCUGUGUUCUACACCAUUGUCACCCCCAUGCUGAACCCCAUCAUCUACACACUCAGAAAUGCAGAGGUGAAAGUCGCCAUGAGGAGGUUGUGGGGCAAGAAGAACUCAGGGGUGGAGUGA